Oryzias latipes (Japanese medaka) is the source of this 3460-nucleotide messenger RNA. The record is from RefSeq and is a predicted model, not a curated record. NCBI's taxonomy places the organism in Eukaryota, Metazoa, Chordata, Actinopteri, Beloniformes, Adrianichthyidae.
UGCGGUUCUGAAAAACCUUUACAGAGGCGCAAAAUCCCGGAAAAUGAGAGGCUAACAACGAACGACCGGUGAGGCACCAUGUGCGAAAAUGGACGAAGAGGCGGAAACGUGACGCCGGAAGCGGGUCAGAGGCGCGUUUACGGACCAUCGUGAAAUCGCAAAGUUGUAAAACAAAUGGAGGAGCGACAACAACGAAUGCUCAAUUAGAUUUACUGCAUCGAGAUGAAUACAGAUCGAACGGUAGUAGAAGCUACUUUUGCUAGCAACAUAAGGGGAGUCACCUGCCAGUAAAUUGUUGAAAACUACUUCUUUUUUAGAGUUACUCGCAAUAUGUCUCAAAUACUGACUACAAAAUUGCCACAUGAAAGUAAUUCACUUUUUAUCCAUUUACUUUUAUAAAGGUUUUUUGGUUUAGCUAUAUGAUUUUCGCUUUUGAUGAAUUUCAAUAUCGACGAUUCGAAGGUUUGAGUUAGUUAUCGUGACGUGAGCUCCAAACUUGGUGUAUGUUGGGUUUUCCCGGCCAUUCUUCAGUAUGGAUGGAGACUGUGUGUCUCUCCUGCCGCGGGUCUGUGACGUUCUGGCGGCCCCGAGAAGCUCUUUGCCCGAUGAUACAAGCCUGGAAAAACUGCUGGACUGGUUCACAACAUUCAGCAAAUCGGGCGUGUCUCUGCUGGAGGUCAACCCAUGUCUGCAGGGCUUCAUAUCAACUGUAGUUUCCAGCAGAGCUGCAGAGUCCAGCAUCAUCUCCUUUGCCCUCAAACUCACUGGUUUAGUGGCUGCUGCUGAGGAUGGCUUCAGAGCUCUCCAGGCGAACUCUGUCCUGGACCUCGCCUUUAACCCUCAGCACUGGCGUGAAGAUGGACUUUGGGAUGAUCCUUGCGUCCGCAUCGGCUGGAUUCAGGGCUUCAGCACAAUGCUGCAGCACAGACAGGCUUUCAGUUUCUUUGUUCAAGCAGACUCCAUCAAGCCCCUCCUUCAGCUCCAGACAGACACAAGCUUAUUUGUGGCUUCAGCUGCCAGUCAGAUGCUCGCUCACGUCCUGAUGCUCUCCCACCCUCUUUUGUCCGGCUUCAAUGGAAAAGAAGUCGAUGACAAGAGUUCAAGCUCCUCCAUCACAGGCUUGAUGCGCCCAGCGGUCAUUGAAGCAGACCAGGACGUUGCUGCUGUUGUCACAGAAAUCUUAGAGUACCUCAAGACACGGAUGCUGCCCAAAGAAUCAUCACAGCUUCAUCAAAGUCAGCAGAUCCUGAAGCUGCUAGCCCUAAUUCUCAGCCAGGCUGGACCUUCACUUCGGGACAAGCUACUGCUCUUUCUCAGGGAACCUUUGGAGGAACUGGUGGCCUUAAACUACAGCCAACUCACUCGUCCACUGAUGGAUGUUAUUCUAGCUGCAUAUAGCUCCAUUAGAGGUGAUGAAAAGGUCCCUGAUCCAAUCCUCUGUCAUCUUUUGUCAGUCAUGUUAAACCAGAGAAAGCCAUUUGACCGGAUCCACGCUGCAGCUGCUUUUCUCUGCAGCGGCCACGACAACCAAAUCCACAUGGCGCAGUCUGCAUGUAUUCUCUUGCUUCCCAUGGAGAUUAUCACUGGUCUUACUUUGUUAGAGGGAAACUCCACAGUGAAGGAGCAUCGUUUGUUGAUGAUGGAGCAGCUUCAAAGUAAAAUCUCCUGCAUUUCCAUGAUUUGCAUCAGCCUAAAACACAUCCCAAAGAUCACGCUCAUGGCUCCUGACUGCCGGCCCUGUCCUCCUGCUGUAGUCGUGGCUGCAGUGUUGGCAUUGUUGAGGCUGUGCAGGGGCCUUUCUCCUCCCUCGUUGAAUGGCUGUGUUGCAGUUUUUAGAAAUGUGACUGGGAGUGGGAAAGUUCAGAAAUGUGCCCUGGAGGCUCUUUCAGCACUCAGCAGCAGCUCAGAAGUGUCAGUCAUGCUGGUUGAGGUUUUCACCCUCCUGAUAGAGUACCUGAACCAUCCUGACUCUGACCCCACUAUGCUGCAGAAGUCAUACCAGGCUCUGGUACAGUGGAUUGGUGUUUGCUCAAAUCUAUCCUCCAUAACAAACCAGCUCAAAGAAGAUCUUACUCAGGUGGUGAGGAAGCGUGCGUGCGACAUGCGCUGGGAGGUGAGGGACUCCACUGUGGAGUUUUUGGGCCACUUAGCUGGGCUGCCCGCCUGCAGGACGGAGGUCGGUGGAGCGUGCAACGCCGCCGAGUAUCUGCUGGGAGGCUGCUGCGUUACGACUCCUCUCCUCGUGGAGGCGCUACAUGACCCAGAGAGUUAUGUGAGGGCCAGCGCUGUCUCUGCUCUGGCUCAGACUAUGACUCAUAGCUGGCAAGAGGGGGUGGUGCCCACAAAGGAGCAGGCUGAAAUAGUGACCCAGCUGCUGGAAAUGCUCUCACAAGACACUGAGGGGUUUGCCAGGAGAGCCGUCCUGCAGUACUUCAUCACCUGGUUCUCCUCUCAUCCCUCAUGCACCUCCUCCCCUCUCCUAAUGCAGUCUGUGCGCUCUGUCCUCUUGCAGGGCAGCGCCGACCUGGACUGGGAGGUCAAAGUUCACACCCUGGAUCUGGCGGAGCUGCUAAUGGACCAAGCCUUUUUAGGUCAACAUGGUUACACAAAAGGAUUAGAAAGUCACCCUGCACAACCACACCCUUAUGCUGCGACGGCUAAACAAGCUUACACACUCACACAGCGCUCAGAUUUGCUCUGUGCGUUGGACGGUUUGGUCAAACAGGGACUUCUGUCGGUGUUGUUGAGUGGUUUAUUUGACUGUGACAGACCCGUGGGUCUGAAGGCAUGCCGGCUGCUGAUCCGACUCAAACACGUUCUGCUUCUAAAGACCCAGGAUGAAAGUGAUGCUGUGAAAACAGAUCCAAGACUUUACUGCGAGUUGCUAAGUCAGGGCUGGGCGCAAGAGAUCAGAAAUGUACUGGGAACGGAAGAUCGGAGCAAUGAAACAGAUCCUCACACUGUUACCGUUAACGUGUGCAAUCUGGUGACAUCUCUGGAUCUAGAGGAGAGGCUGGACGUCCUGACUCGAAGCAGUGAUCAUUUCUACAACUCCCCCCGCUCUCUGCUGCAGGAUAUAUUGACUGCAAGCGCUGCUCACGCUCAGCAGGACUCACAGCUGAAGGAGGAGGUCAUAGUGGACUGCUAUUGAGACCUGAACCCACAUAGAUGUUUGAGAAUGCUCUCUAAGCACAUGUUUGGAAGCAAUCAGUCACAAUAGACAUGAAGUUUCAGUUUUUCACUGUUUAAAAAUGAGAUAAAUAAACAUGGAGCUACUCAUAUUGCUUUGAGAACAGCUGUUUUAUACAUUAAACUCAAAUAGAAUAACAGUCAAAAGUGGGAAAAGCAUAGAACUACACAGAGCAAUGAUGAACCAUAAAGGAAGGAAUCAUCUUCACACAUCUAUCUGUCUUUCUAAAGAAUAAAGAUUACCUUUGGACGGUAUUGAAACAAAAAGGCA